UGGACAGUGUUUGUAAUAUAACAACAGGAUUAUUUACACUGUCACAUCUACUGUGCUACAGAGAAAAAUGAAAAAAAAUUUUUUUUUAGUCACAUAGAUUAUUUUCCUGUCAAAAAUUUGCUGUAAUGAAAUCAUUUAUUUUCUGUUCGACCGUGUAAGAGGCAAAGAAUCUAAAAUUGUUUGUAAAGAUUAAAAAUUUUUAGUGAAAUUUGAAAUUGUUAGUGAUACUUAAGCAGUUUUGCAAAAUGCCGCUUAUUGAUGGCAAGUCCGUUUUAGAAGCAUUACACGACAUCGACUUUCUAGAACGCCGUCCGGCAAGCCUCAUGGACAUUCUCAAAUAUAUGUGUUUCACUCAUCGCGAUGUUUCUACUAAUCUCCUAACGGCCCUUCAGCUUACUCUAGAUGCAGGCGUACGUUUCGGAUACCUCGAUCAGAUCGAUGAAAAUUACUAUGUCCCUUCGAACACAAGGGAGAAUGUAUGCAGUCGUAGCGAGGAUAAUGAAGCAAUGGAUUCCAAAUAUUUAUAUUGUCAAAGUAGUCUUGGAAAUCCGGAGAACGACUUUAAUGCAGAUAUUGAGAAGACAAUUGAAGAUAUCAAGCCAAAAUCGAAUUCAAAUCCUACAUCUCCAACUCCAUCCACAUCAGUACUACCAUCAUCAUCCCCGAAAAGUCACAGCCAGGAAAAUGAAUUCAAAGGUCGCAAGCAGACUGGGCGAAGAAAAUCUUCAAAUGUAAGUAAACCUAAACGUCGCAUUAUCGCCGACCGAAACCGAAAGCGCAAGAUUCGACGCCGCCGUCAAUAA
Glossina fuscipes is the source of this 803-nucleotide messenger RNA. RefSeq lists its product as uncharacterized. The transcript has a single exon. The record is from RefSeq and is a predicted model, not a curated record. Bases 246 to 803 code for a protein of 185 amino acids. Lineage: Eukaryota; Metazoa; Arthropoda; Insecta; Diptera; Glossinidae.